AUGGAGAGCUGUGUAGUAGCUCUGGAGAACAAUCAUCCAAACGCACGGUCAACGCUCAUCCCGCCACGCAAGACAGACGCACGGUUGCCUGCCUUGGAGCGCCUUUACCCACCUGUGAUGUCCUUACUCACGCAGACGAACCCAGUGGCAGUGGUCUCUUUAGAAGCCAUGUCUGUUCCUCAGGAUGGCCCCCCGCCUCCUCCUGUUCUCUUACAAAUGGACACUAGGGAUGGACUGUCAGCAGAAAUGGACAGCAGGCAUUCCAGCGGAGCAGCCAGCCCGCCACCGCCGCCGUCCGCUCUUCCCUGA
This is a messenger RNA of Knipowitschia caucasica, 309 nucleotides long. The record is from the annotation of a GenBank genome assembly. Lineage: Eukaryota; Metazoa; Chordata; Actinopteri; Gobiiformes; Gobiidae.